AUCCCACUCUCGCAUGCGCAUGUGUUGUUUACAGGAAUGUCACGUAUUCCUCGUACUAAAAACACACUGUAAAUGCACUAGCAUGCAAAAGUGUUCCAUUAUGGAGGAUUCAGUGGAGGUCAUCCUUCAGCAUAAAAGUUGCAAGCUCUCCCAUCACACUCAGGAAAAGCCACUUUUCACAGCAGCAUCUGGCGCUUUGCUUGUGGGAGUUUAUGGCCUCUGGUCAUUAUUUGCACUUCCUGGUUUUCGGAAAGUACCCAUAUGUCUCAAGGUGCCUUAUUUGCCCUCCAGUGGAACACAGACCCAGAAUGUAAUGAAACUCCUGCAUGGGAGAGCAGGGUGUCUGGCAGAUCUGGGAUCUGGUGAUGGGCAACUGGUAUUUGCUGCCACUGUAGAGGGUUUCCAGUGCACUGGCUUUGAAAUGAAUUCUAUCCUAACUGGAUAUGCCAGAGUCAAAGCAAAGUGGAAGGGAAUACCAUCCAGCACUGCGACUUUUAUAAACCAGGACUUUUGGAAGACCAAUUUGUCCAAAUAUAACAAUGUGACUGUUUUCUUGGCACCCGGAGUGAUGGAGGUGUUGGGUAGGAAACUGGAGAAGGAGUUACCAGAUGAGGCUCGUGUGAUUGCCUGUCGCUUCCCAUUUCCUGACUGGACUCCCACAGCCACUGAGGGUGAAGGACUAGACCAGACUUGGGCAUAUGAUAUGAAUGCUAUACGGAAGCUUUCAACACAAGCUACCAUGAAAUGAAAAAGCAUCUUCCCUUGUGUCAAAAAGCUUUCUGUUUUGUGUUUUAGCACUGCCUGAAAGGUACCAGUCACUUUUAGAAGACAUAUGCACGCAUGAUAUGCACAGUAUAAAGCAUAGAAUAAUUGCUUAUUUUUAUAUUAAGGACUACGUUUUUUCUGCUGUUCUGUUACUGCAGGUAGGUUUGAUGACAUGUUAUUUGUCUGUGUUGUGAAAUUCUAAACUAAACUGUGAAAUAAAGAGCCAAAAUUAC
Molecule: messenger RNA, 998 nt
Organism: Onychostoma macrolepis
Lineage: Eukaryota; Metazoa; Chordata; Actinopteri; Cypriniformes; Cyprinidae
Exons: 6
Coding region: 14-748 (244 amino acids)
Biological process (GO): peptidyl-lysine trimethylation; regulation of mitochondrial ATP synthesis coupled proton transport; positive regulation of proton-transporting ATP synthase activity, rotational mechanism
Cellular component (GO): mitochondrion
Molecular function (GO): protein-lysine N-methyltransferase activity
Source: RefSeq, a predicted model, not a curated record